This is a messenger RNA of Nanorana parkeri, 1536 nucleotides long. Its product is annotated as mucin-5AC-like. Lineage: Eukaryota; Metazoa; Chordata; Amphibia; Anura; Dicroglossidae. The transcript has 5 exons. The record is from RefSeq and is a predicted model, not a curated record. The coding region runs from base 1 to 1536 and encodes 511 amino acids.
AUGAGUCCUGCUGUGUCUUCUUCCUUUGAACCCACUGUUGCUCAAAAAACGACGGACGAUUACACCAUGAAGACCUUGGCUUUGCUGUCCUUAUUGGCCCUGUUUUUCAGAACAGCUCAUUCUCAGAAUGCACUGACAUGUUCUUCUUGCCAUCCUACUGCCAGCACUUGUACCCAGAAGUCAGGCUAUGUGACAUGCAGCUGUAUAUCCGGCUAUGCUGGAAAUGGAAUAAACUGCACAGCCAUCGCUUCCUGUACCACAGAGACCUGCUGUAUCCCAGGCUAUUACUGGGAUAGCAGAGUAGGUUAUAAACUUUGCACAGAUAUAAAUGAAUGUGCAGAUGCAACACUAAACAAGUGUGUCCCCUCAUCCACCUGUACAAACAGGGUCGGUAUACAUUUAUGUGGCAGUACCAGAAGUGUUGCCUGCCCCAGUAGCACAUGCUCCUAUGACCAAGACUGCCUGAAUGUUGGAGGCACUGUUCAGUGCACAGAUCCAUGCCUGAAUUACCAGCUACUGAAUGGAACCAGUAGAUUGUCUACAAUCAAUUCCACUGGAGUCUUCGUCACUGACAGAUACAACUUUGGCUGGUUUCGCUACAAUGGAACAGUAGGUUUGAGGAUGCAGGAGGGUUGCGUUGGUUCUAUUAAAUGUGGAUCAGCUGAACCAUAUACCCUGAAUGCCAGCCAUCCAGCUAUUGGUCAAGGUGUGGUGAUGAUGCCCCUUUUUGCUAACUCAGUAACAGGAUGUACAGCUGCAGGAACCAUCCCAGUCAAAGCCUGUGCUGGAGGGUACUACGUCUAUAAGUUCUCUGGAAGCCUAAAAUCUGAGGUUUAUUGUACUCCAACCACUACCACCCCAACUACCACCACUCCAACCACUACAACUCCAACCACUACCACCCCAACUACCACCCCUCCAACUACUACCACUCCAACUACCACAACUACAACCCCAACAACUACCACCACAACUCCAACCACCACCACUCCAACAACUACCACCCCAACAACUACCACCCCAACAACUACUACAACAACGACACCACCUACUACUACUACUACUACUCCAACUACCACAACUCCAUUGCCAACUACCACUCAGCCUCAGAAAAAUAUCACUGUGACCACAAUAAGAAGCAGUAUAGUAGUGAAUGUCACUUCCACUGUUGAAACACUCAAUGGUGCAGACAUGUCAUACUUAGAGGUUAGUGAAACUAGUACAAUGUACACUGAAGUGAAGACUAUUAGCCCAACCACGAUUACAAGCAACAUUAACAACUCAGUUACACCAUCUUACACUAAGAUUACAGUUGGCAUUGGUAGUCCUGUUACGUUUACCAACAAUCCUCCUCCCCAAAUUUCAGGCAAUGCAACAGCUGUUCCUAAUCAGCAACCUUUUCAGGGUAUGCCGUAUUUCAGUAAACCACCACAAACCAAAACCCUUACUGAGACUUUUACCAUCAAUGACAGAAAUGUUACCAGCACCACUACAACAACCACUAUUACAACAGAGGAGAUCAUUGUAAUGGUGUAA